Oncorhynchus gorbuscha (pink salmon) is the source of this 1177-nucleotide messenger RNA. RefSeq names its product hydroxycarboxylic acid receptor 2-like. Gene Ontology annotation, molecular function: G protein-coupled receptor activity. The record is from RefSeq and is a predicted model, not a curated record. Gene Ontology annotation, biological process: G protein-coupled receptor signaling pathway. Bases 1 to 1083 code for a protein of 360 amino acids. The transcript has a single exon. Gene Ontology annotation, cellular component: membrane. NCBI's taxonomy places the organism in Eukaryota, Metazoa, Chordata, Actinopteri, Salmoniformes, Salmonidae.
AUGGCAAACUUCACUACUACAGAAGAUGACUGCUGUGCCUUUGAGUCUCCCAUCCUGGACCAUGUCCUGCCUCCCAUCCUGGUGCUGGAGUUCAUGUUUGGGCUGAUGGGGAAUGUUGUGGCUCUGUGGAUGUUUAUUUUCCACAUGGACACCUGGAAGCCCAACUCUGUCUACCUCACACAGCUGGCCGUUGCCGACUCCAUUGUCCUGUUCUGUCUACCAUUCAGAGCCGACUACUACCGACGCGGCAAGCACUGGAUCCAUGGUGAUGCCAUGUGCCGGAUUAUGCUGUUCAUGUUGACGGCCAACCGCGGCGCUGGCAUCUUCUUCCUCACUGCAGUGGCUGUCGACCGUUACCUCAAGAUCGUUCACCCCAUGAACAAGAUCAACCGGAUGGGCCUGAAUUAUGCUCUGUGGGUGUCUCUGGGCCUGUGGGGGAUGAUCAUCGCUGCAACUGGGUACCUGCUGACCAACAAACACUUAUUCUACCGCAACAACCAGACACAGUGCGAGAGCUUCAACAUCUGCAUGGGCUUCAGCCCGCUGUCUACGUGGCACAACACCUUAUACGUGACCCAGUUCUUCUUGCCCACUGCCAUUGUCACCUUCUGCACAGUCUGCAUCACCUGGCAGCUGAAGAACAAGACGAUCGACACCGGGGGGAAGAUCAAACGUGCGGUGCAGUUUGUCAAGGCCGUGACACUCAUCUUCAUAAUUUGCUUCUUCCCCAGUACAGUGUCUCGGAUCGCUGUGUGGAUCCUCAAGGCCUGGUACAACGAGUGCCAUUAUUUCAAAGAGGCCAGUUUGGCGUUCUACACCUCUGUGUGUUUCACCUACUUCAACAGCGUGCUGAACCCCAUCGUGUACUACUUCUCCAGCUCUGCCUUCAGUGGGAACUUCCAGAAGCUGUUCAACAGACUGCUGGGGAGGAAAGAGGAGGAGGUACCGCCAGCCUCACCUGAGACUGGGACAAAGAUCAGCAGUGCAAAUACAGUGUCAGGGAGGAGUAGUGACUUCCAAUCACAGGUCCAGGGUGAGGGCCUGUACUUGCAAAGCGUCUCAGACUUAUUCAUUGUGAUGUAAAAUACAAAACUGAUCCUAGAUCAGCAGUCCUAGGCUUACUCUGAGACGCUUUUAUGAAAAGGUACCCAGGAGAACAAAAUAUCUGACUUUGUGU